AUGCUUCACCGCCUUGAAGGUGUUUCAGAUCAAAGAAUUAAUCAGAAACCAAGGGGAAAACGUAUGUCUGGUGAAUCACGAAAAAAAGAAUUCAAUGCUCCAUUUCCCCCUGUUGUCAAGAAAGAACCUAAGCUCAAAGAAAAAUUAUUCAGUGAUAAGCCUAUUAUUGAUGAUGACAAUGAAGAAGAGCCUGAUGAAGAAGAGCUAAAAAGAAGGAAGCCGAAAUGGAUGAGCACCAGUGAAUCAUCUGUGAGGGCUCUCGAGACUAACAACUUUCCGAACGCGAAGUUCAAAGUUGCUAGAGAUUCAACAGUGAGUGCUACGAGUUUACCCUUGCUGACUUGCCUUGUCUCAACCCAAAUGACUGAGGUUGUAGCGGUGUUACGAAAGAAGCCUACUACUAUUCUCAAGGAAUCUCCAAAAGAUUUUGAGAAGCUAAAGCAAGGGAAGAUCUAUAGCAAGGAAUGGUAUGUGGUGUAUCAGGCUAGGGAUCAAACCGAUGCAGACUAUCGUAGAGGUUGUUUCUUCCUUUCUGAAAAACAUUUGUUCACUACUAAAUUUCUUGAGCAUAUAUUGGACAUGGUGAAGUGA
Molecule: messenger RNA, 591 nt
Organism: Lactuca saligna
Lineage: Eukaryota; Viridiplantae; Streptophyta; Magnoliopsida; Asterales; Asteraceae
Source: the annotation of a GenBank genome assembly